AAUGAAGCCCUUUGCUUUUCGAUGUCAUACUUCUUGGUUAUCCCAAUUCUAAUCUAUGUGGAGGAGACUCUUUGUAUGUAUUCCUCUUGUCCUUUCCUACCAGUCCAGCACGAAGCUUCCUGUGGCUAUUUCUACUUCCCCUCAAGUAUAAUCUGACAUGGUGACACCCAAUAAGCUCCGUUGCCAACUGCAUUAUUUUUGUAUGGUUUUGGUUUGUUCGAACAAUGCCUUGGUGGGAUUUGGGAUCUCUUUCUUGGUUUAGGAUCUUUCGGGUGAAUAUUCCGUGUACAAGGCAUUUCUUUUAAAUAUUGACUUCUUGGGAUUAUCUAGGAAGUUUCAAGCAAGAGGUCAGAGAUUUCUGUGGUUACUACUGGUUGGUUUUCUCCCGAUGACCUUCCAUUGAUAGAACAGAAGAAUAAAGAGAGAAUGAGGGAAGUUCAGCUUGGUUCACAUACUGUGAAGUCCCAUGGACUCACAGUUGCAAGGACACAUUUGCAUGACUGGCUGAUACUCGUGCUUCUUAUGCUGAUUGAGAUCAUCCUAUAUGCAAUCCAUCCAUUUUAUCGCUUUGUUGGGAAGGAUAUGAUGAAUGACCUCAAGUAUCCCCUUAAAAGCAAUACAGUACCAGUUUGGGCUGUUCCUGUCUAUUCAGUUCUGUUGCCAAUUGUGAUUUUUCUUGUCGUCUAUUUCCGGAGAAGAGAUGUCUAUGAUCUUCAUCAUGCCAUACUAGGUCUCUUGUUCUCUGUUCUAGUCACAGCAGUUAUUACAGAUGCUAUAAAAAAUGCUGUUGGCAGACCUCGGCCGGACUUCUUUUGGCGUUGUUUUCCUGAUGGAAAGGAUGUUUAUGAUAUGUUGGGAAACGUUAUAUGUCAUGGUGAGAAAAAUGUCAUAAAGGAAGGACAUAAGAGUUUUCCCAGUGGUCAUACAUCAUGGUCCUUUGCUGGUCUAGGUUUUCUGUCUCUCUACUUAUCUGGAAAAAUAAAAGUAUUUGAUCGCAGAGGCCAUAUUGCAAAACUAUGUAUCAUCUUUUUUCCUUUACUUUUUGCAACACUUGUUGGCAUUUCACGGGUGGAUGACUACUGGCACCACUGGCAGGAUGUAUUUGCUGGAGGUCUCUUAGGGUUCACAGUGGCUACGUUUUGCUAUUUGCAGUUCUUUGCACCCCCAUAUCAUCCUGAAGGUUGGGGGCCUUAUGCGUACUUUCGGGUGUUGGAGGAGUCGCAUGGAAGAACACAAGCAGCCAAUGUGCAGGCCAUGGAGGCGCAGGUUGACAACGAACAAGAUGAAAGAAGCAUCCACGGGUGUAUCGGUAUAUCCCUGGCACGCAAUUCUAGUUCAAAAUUGGAAGAAAUCGAAUCUGGCAGGACAUAGUUCUGUAUAUAUUUUGCGACACCGUCCAAUCUCUGGACCAUUUACGUGUACGCAUAUGUGCGCUAGACGAUAGGUUGCCUCAACUUGUCCAAGUAAAUUUUGAAACUUUCGAAUGCAGUUUUCCAUCUUUUUUAUGUACAAUAUAAAGCCGAAGUGCAGCUUGGAAAUGAUGCAUACUUUUAUACUCUUCAAAGCUUGAUUUUAUGGUUUGUAACACACUCUUAUAAAGCUUACGGUUUGAGUGAA
Juglans regia (Persian walnut) is the source of this 1617-nucleotide messenger RNA. Its product is annotated as putative lipid phosphate phosphatase 3, chloroplastic. The transcript is spliced from 9 exons. Gene Ontology annotation, biological process: phospholipid metabolic process. The coding region runs from base 427 to 1371 and encodes 314 amino acids. Lineage: Eukaryota; Viridiplantae; Streptophyta; Magnoliopsida; Fagales; Juglandaceae. Gene Ontology annotation, molecular function: phosphatidate phosphatase activity. The record is from RefSeq and is a predicted model, not a curated record.